Parnassius apollo (apollo) is the source of this 1521-nucleotide messenger RNA. The record is from the annotation of a GenBank genome assembly. NCBI's taxonomy places the organism in Eukaryota, Metazoa, Arthropoda, Insecta, Lepidoptera, Papilionidae.
AUGGAGAAAAAGAUAGUGCGCAAAGGGCCGCUGCCUGGAGGUCGCCAGGGCGCGUCUGGAGCUGGCGCUGGACGCGACAGCAUGCGGGCCGCCAGCCGAGCGCGGGGUGUUGCAAGACCACCUAGCAGCCCCCCGCAUCCAUCAUCCCCACCAGAAGGCUUGGUGUCGGCUGGGUCUUCUCGGACUCAGCAAGCGGCACCCGCCGCUGGUGGAGCACGUCGCAUGCGUUGGUCUAAAUCAAUGAAUGAAAACGCACUGCGGGCGUAUUUUAGGGCAAAAGGGGAAGAAACUGGAUGUUUGGCGUAUCGGGCUCGGAUGCAUCGCUUUUUUGCAGAGCUGGAGCCAUCUCUAUCCGUCACUGAGCAAAACCUGGCAGACCGAGUUAGGUACAUCCUGCGCUCCAACAUAUUUGGUGACGCCGAACUCGAGCGACUACGACGUGAGGCUAUUCCUUCAUCGAAUGGAAAUGCUACGGCUGGGAAUGCGGCGCCACUAGAUGCGCAACAAACUGCAUAUGUGGAUGCUGCCGUCAACAUUCCAUUUGUGGCUAAUUCAGACGAUGAUGGAAUAGUCUCCCACGAACUAGAGAAAAUGAGGAGCAUAUUGGAAGAGUCGAUGCUGGAAACGCGCAGCAUGCCUCUCGAAAAUCGACCGCGACUUCCCCGCAUACCCCUUAGCAAGCGAAAUCGGGCUGUCGUGCGGGCUCUUAACCCAAUGCUGGUGACCUAUUUGGAAGCCAGCCGGGACCUUUGCGAGACGGAUUCAAUUCUUUUUGGCGCCGCACUGGCAGUAUGCCGUAUUAUUGGCGCCAAACUUCCCGUGGCUGGACGUGCUACUCAAAAAAGUAGCGCCAUCCCAGCCUGGAGAAAAAGAAUUGAGGACCGUAUCGCAAAGGCAAGGGCCCUUAUCGGCAGACUGACAAGCUUCAGGUCGGGUAAUAAUAGACCGAGGAUUAUGCGCACCGUUAGGAUGGCGUUUGCUGGGACAAAUAUCAGUUUGUUCCAGCCGGAUAUCACGCAAAAACUAACGGAGCGCAUAGAUGACCUGAAGCAAAAAAUCGCUGCUUGGGGGAAGCGGAUUCGACGAUUUAGCGAGAGGUCAAGGCGGUUCAACCAGAAUCGUCUCUUCCAGAGUGAUCAGAAGAGGCUCUAUAAAUCAUUGGAGCGACCAGAGGUAUGUGGAGCGGGCCCAGGACCGGAUCAGGCUGACACUGUCGCAUUUUGGCGUGGCCUGUGGUCAGAGCCCGUAAACCACAGCGAGGGCCCUUGGAUGGAAGUUGUGGCGAGCCAGAGUGCAAGUGUUACGCCUAUGGACCCCGUCACCAUAACGCCUGAAGACGUGGCUGAGGCGGUCCGUAGGGCCCCGAACUGGAAAAAGUCCGGGGCUCGACGGGCUGCAUCAUUACUGGCUGAAGGGGUUCGUAGUGUGUCACGCUGUGCUCGCCCGACAGUUUCAAGAGGCUCUCGAUCAGAAGUCGCUCCCGAGCCUCUUCACUACUGGGAUCACUCAUUUGGUUCCUAA